UGGGUUUAUUUCGCUUGGAGGAUUAAUAAAUCGGAUCUAUUACCCGUCAGCAUUGCUGGCACAUAAUUCCUUUAGCAACUUAAGAGAUCAUGCAGCCUACUGAGACCUGCUCUGUGUUCGAGGCCACUCAGAAUACAGCUUUAAUGGAUGGACUUUGCCUUGUCCUGGAAUCAACAGGAGAUGUCACCACUAUGACAGUUCCAGGGACUAAGCGACCAGAUCAAGCUAGUGUUGUCCUGGAGGUGUCUGACCGGAUGCACUGCUCUACCUGCUCAAAGCCCUUUGAGAGUCGGGAGGAGCAGACUGAGCAUUAUAAGCUAGAUUGGCAUCGUUUCAACCUAAAGCAGCGACUUCUGGGCCACCAGAUGCUCACAGCUGAAGAAUUUGAGAUGAAAACUCAAGCAGGUGAUGUCUCCAGUAUCUCUGGCUCGGAUUCCAGCAACUCUGACUUGGACAGUGAAUCUGAAUCCUCAUCUUACCAGAACAGUGAAGACAAAGGAAGCAGUCAUCAGAGUCCUUCACCACAUCCACGCUCUCAACGGGUUCUGUUCAGAAAUUCUCAAGGCCAGCUUAUUUCAGUUUAUCGCUGUGUGCUGAACACUAUGAAGGGCAGUACGGAGGAAUCUGCAGACCUGGUGACAUCGCUUCAGAAGCAGAGCCCCAAGACAUCGUGGGUUAUCCUGAUGGCUGGUGGGGGACACUUUGCAGGAGCCAUCUUUAAGGGGAACGAGGUACUGAAACAUAAGACUUUCCAUCGGUACACAGUACGAGCUCGCCGAGGUACAGCCCAGGGGGUGAGGGAAGUUCAAGGAUCUAUGCCAAAAUCUGCUGGGGCUUCACUGCGGCGCUACAAUGAGUUUGCCUUGCUCAAGGACAUUCAGGAAUUGUUGGCCAGCUGGGCAGGAGAUUUACAAGAAGCGGAGUGCAUCUUUGUUCGUGCCCCUGGAAGCAAUCGGGCUCGUUUCUUUGGCAGCAAAAAUGGUCCUCUUCAGCGUGAUGACCCCCGUGUCCGAGGCAUUCCCUUCAGCACUCGGAGAGCCACUUUCCGGGAGGUGCAGCGGGUGCAUGCGACUCUGAGCAACUUGCAAGUUUACGGAAGGGACACUGCAGUGGCAGAUCUGAUCAGUUCUCCUCGAAAGAGCUGGAAAAAAGUGGUUCAUCGCAAUGAAGCAUCUUCACAGCUUCAAGACACUGUCUUCCCAGCAAGGUCGGAGGAAGAGGAGGAAGGGGAGGAGGAAAGUCUGAAACAACUGGAAUUGGUGGAGGCAACACUAAGUACACUUGAAUUGCGUGAAUUUGAGGUGGCACCAAAACGGAAUCGCAAAAAGAAAAGGAAAAAAGCAAAAGCAGAGGCAGAGUCUCAUUCGGAAAGUUUGGCAGCUGUUCAAGAGCCCAAGCCCUUCUUAUCCAGACAAGAGAAGUCAACCGAGGACCAGAAGCACCUGGAACCUCAAGGCAGGCCCGACAUACCAGUGCAGGAUGCCUUGUUCACAGCCUGCAAGAUAGGAGACAUGACGACACUCCAGCAUCUUCUGGGGGUGGCUGAUAGCACAGCGGAUGAGGGAGUUGAGUGCAAUGCUUUGGCCUCACACGAGUUGCUCAACAUGCCCCUGGAUGAGAGUGGCUGGACCCUUUUGCAUGUGGCGGCGGCAGCAGGAAGAAGUGCAGUUGUGAGGCUGUUGCUGGAGACUGGGGCUGACCCUGCUCUCAGGGACAGACAAGAACAGCCUCCAUACUGUGUCUCUGCCACUAAGCAAACUCGUAAUGAAUUCCGGAGGUUCAUGGCUGAACACCCUGUGAAGUAUGAUUAUGUCCAGGCCCAGGUGCCUGGCCCCCUUACAGCUGAAAUGGAGACUAGGCAGACAGAGCGCCGCCGGGCACACAAGGCCCAACGGAAGCAGCGUGAGAAAGAGGAACGAGAGGUACAGCAGCUGUUAGAGAAAGAGGAGGAGGAGAAACGGCGUUUUGCCUUGCUGAGUGACCGUGAGAAGCGUGCUUUAGCUGCUGAGAGAAGACUUGCUGUCCAAUUGAAAGACUCUGGUGCACCUUUAACCAAUACCAGACGCUGCUGGCUUUGUGGAGAGUCACUGCUGGGCCGCAUUCCUUUCCAUUACCUUGACUUUUCCUUCUGCUCCACCAGCUGUCUGCGAGCUCAUCGUGAAAGGAAAGCUACCCCAUCCUAGCUAGGGGAUUUUUUUUUUUGGUUGUUUACAUACUAGUGGACUAUGCUUGCUAGAAUCUGAAUGGAAAUUAAACUACAUGGCUUGCUAUCACAUGUAUGGGAGAAUGAAGGACAGAACUGAGUAGGUGUUUCUGUGUGUCCGGGAGGCAAUGAAUGUGGGCAGCUGGUACCUACUGUUUGGGAUUCUUUUCUCCAUUUUAAGCCAGAAGGAUUUUACGUGAGGGAAAUGGGAGGGUUGAUACUCCUAGCUCUGAAAAAGGACAAACAUCUCUUUUACUAGCAAUGAAUAAAUCAAAACUGUUCAUUCUA
Molecule: messenger RNA, 2491 nt
Organism: Varanus komodoensis (Komodo dragon)
Lineage: Eukaryota; Metazoa; Chordata; Lepidosauria; Squamata; Varanidae
Gene: ANKZF1
Product: ankyrin repeat and zinc finger peptidyl tRNA hydrolase 1
Exons: 16
Coding region: 90-2183 (697 amino acids)
Molecular function (GO): protein binding
Source: RefSeq, a predicted model, not a curated record